GGCAUGCAAAGCAACAUAUGGUUUACAAAUCAGAGCCGUUUUAAUUAACAAGAGCGUGGACAUUCAUUGGGAUGUAUAAUACAUAUGACUGAAUGUACAAUCACGACCAGGUUCAGUAAAUGAUUUAUGUGUAGUACAAGUUUCCAUACAUGUGCCUGCUUUGGUCAGCAACAAGAUAAGGAGGACAAACCUAUUGAUUCACGACAAGAAAAGAAUACAACACAUUUACAAUGAAAUAUAAAAGUACUCGUGGUGACGUCACGGGACAAACUUUUGAGGAAGCUUUAUUUACCGGAUAUGCAGCAGAUGGCGGACUAAUUCUCCCAGAAACCAUUCCAAAGAUUGACGCUAAGGAGCUAACAUCAUGGGCCAAGCUAUCCUACGUAGAACUAGCAAAGAAAAUAGUUCCCCUGUUUGUAGACGAGGAUGAGAUUCCAACAUCUGAUUUAAGUGAUAUUAUCGACAAAGCCUUUUCCCGUUUCUCGGUACCGGAAGUUAGUCCAAUAAAGCGACUUCCGGAUGGAUUAAAUGUGAUGGAACUGUUUCACGGGCCGACAUGGUCAUUCAAGGAUUUGGCUCUUUCGUGCGUCGGACAAUUCAUACCUUAUUUUCUUUCAAAGAGAAAGAAACACUUUAAUAUUAUCGUUGGAACGUCCGGUGAUACCGGAAGUUCGGCCAUUGAAGCCGUAAGGGGACAGAAGUGGAUUGACAUUGUGGUGCUCCUCCCAAAGGGGCGCUGUUCACAGAUACAGGAACUUCAGAUGACCACUGUGAUAGAAGACAAUGUACACGUGUACAGAGUUGAUGGCUCGUCAGAUGACUUGGAUGCACCAAUCAAACUGUGCUUCAGGGACAACGCCUUCACCAAACGUCAUAACUUGUCCUCCAUUAACUCCAUAAACUGGGCGCGGAUCAUGGUUCAGACAGUGCACUAUAUUUACGCCUACUUACAGAUGUGCCCAUCCUGUGACAAAGUAGUUCAAGUUGUUGUACCCACAGGUGCCCUGGGCAAUAUAACUUCUGGCAUAAUUGCGAGACAGAUGGGGGUUCAGUUAGAGUUCGUGUGCGCAGUAACCCAAAACGACGUCGUAGCACGCACAAUUCAAACAGGAAAUUACGCAAUUGCUGACCACGUGAUUGAGACUUUGGCACCAGCUAUGGAUAUCCAGAUUCCAUACAAUAUGGAGAGAAUCUGGUAUGUGUUGACAGGGGGAGACUGUAAACUAAUUAAAAAACUGAUGACGGAAUUUGAAGAAACCGGAAAUGUUAUGGUCCCCAAAGAAAUCACAGAGGCCUUACAGAAGGUCGUUGUGGACACGUUUGUCGCUACCGAUGACGUCAUCAGACGUACGAUGAAAAGAACCUGGGACGCACAUGAAUACCUGGUGUGUCCUCAUACUGUCACAGGGGUGGCCUACCAUUAUCAACAGCUCCAGAAGAACCCUGAGGAAAAGAAAGCUCGAAUCAUCAUUGCCACGGCAUCCGUUAUAAAAUUCGAGGAGGCGCUGCAAUCGGCCGCCAUUCCAUUCACACGUGACCCACGAGUAUCGAAGUUAUUUGAAAGCAAGCAGAGAUACAAGGACAUGAAUAAAGAGGAUAACUGGCUGGAAAUGUUACAGGACAAAAUAGAGGACAUCGACAGAAAUCGCGCAAAGGAAUGACCAUUUGAGAGAAAAACAUGUUUUGUUUUACUAUAACUGUCCAAUAAAAAGUUUGGUUCACAUGCAUAAAUGCUUGAAUCAUCUGUAUUACUCAUGUGCAUUAUGUUUCCAUACUAUU
Magallana angulata is the source of this 1779-nucleotide messenger RNA. Its product is annotated as threonine synthase-like 2. The transcript has 10 exons. The record is from RefSeq and is a predicted model, not a curated record. Gene Ontology annotation, biological process: dephosphorylation; 2-oxobutyrate biosynthetic process. Bases 231 to 1661 code for a protein of 476 amino acids. Lineage: Eukaryota; Metazoa; Mollusca; Bivalvia; Ostreida; Ostreidae. Gene Ontology annotation, molecular function: pyridoxal phosphate binding.